AAUUAGCCAGAGACAACUAAGGAGCCUGGGCAGUUGAGACUGAUCCUAAGUUUUGUGUGAAUAUUUGAUUAUUUUUAAGCUGAACAGAAUUCAUCCACCUCUGGGAGCUGUGGGGGGUUCAGCAGACAAGAGGGAGGGAGAAGAACAGAAGAACGGAAACAAAUGGAAAACAGCCCUGAGAACAUGUCCUCCUCAGACAUCCGGCUGGUGCUCAUUGGCGGGAGGUGGUCGGGAAAGAGUUCAUCUGCCAACACCAUCCUGAGGAAGGAAAGGUUUGAUUGUGGCCAGGUCAGGACGGCUCAGGCUGAAGUCAGGCAUGAAGUGGUGGAGGGCAGGAAACUGAUUGUGGUCGAUGCUCCCGGAUGGGGCAGCCACCUUCGCCUCACCGAGAUCCCAGAGGGGGACAAGCAAAGGUUUAAACUUAACGCGUCCAAGUGUCCGCCGGGCCCCAGCGUUUUCCUCCUGGUCGUCCCCGUGGACUCGUCUUUCUCUGCAGAGCAGAGGACGGCCAUGGAGCUGCACAUGAAGCUCCUGGGCGAGCGGGUGUGGAGAUUCACAAUGGUGCUGUUCACCUGUGGGGACUACCUGGUGAAGAAGACCAUAGAGCAACACAUCGAGAGCGAGGGGGCAGCGCUCAUGUGGCUGAUCGAGAAGUGUGGCAACAGGUACCACGUGUUCAACAACAAAGACAAAUCCGACUCGUCUCAGGUCUCAGAGCUGCUGCAGAAGAUAGACCAGAUGGUAGCCAACAACGACGGCCGCUACUACAAGGUGGAUGAGCAGACUUUGACGAUCAUCACAAAGAAACAGCAGGAGGUGGCCGAGAGAGCCAAAGAGAGACAGAGGAAGGCCGAAGAGCAAAGGCGAGCCGCGAUGACGCUCAUCACAGAAGACAUGAACCCCUUUCCAGAACUGCGGCUAAUUCUCCUGGGUUGUCGAAGCGUCGGGAAAACCUCAGUGGGGAACACUAUCUUCGGCUUUAAAGAUCAAGAAGAAGGAAAACGAACGGCCCACUCGGUGGUGCGGCAGGGUUUUGUGGAUCAAACCAAAGUAACUCUGGUUGACACUCCGGGCUGGUGGAAAGGCUUCCCUGCGCUUGACACUCCGGAAGCUAUCAAAGAGGAGAUGAUGAGCGGCUUGUUCCUGUGUCCUCCCGGGCCACACCUCUUCCUGCUGGUGAUAGACGCAGACGCAUCCUUCAACGUGAAACACCUGGACGCCGUGACGACCCACGUGGAGCUCCUCGGGGACGAUCUCUGGGAGCACGUUAUGAUUGUCUUCACCCGAGGAGACUGGCUGGGAACACACACCAUAGAGGAGUACAUCGAAGGCGAGGGGGAGGCCCUCCGGUCCCUAGUUGAACGAUGUGGGAACAGGUACCACGUCCUGAAUAACAAGAACUGGAAAGACGGCGCCCAGGUCGCAGAGCUGCUGGAGAAGAUCAGUGGAACCGUUGCCAGGAAUGGCGGCAAAUGCUUUGUCCCAGAUGAGCAGUUAUUGUCAGCCAUUGAAGAGAAGCAAAGAAGAGUGCAGCAGGGAGCAUUGCUGAGGCAAAGUCAAGUCCAGGAAAUGAGGAGAUCCCUCAGAGGGUGGAGGGAGUCCUCUCGCUGCUCUGUAGAGAUAGACAAAGAAAUAGCUGAAGGUCUGACUAUGAACCCGCCAGGUGUCCACACCGUUCUUCUGGUCAUUCCCUUGGACUUGACGUUCAGGGAAGUGCAUCGUGUCGCCCUGGAAGAGCACAUGAACCUCUUUGACCCCAUCAUCUGGAAACACACCAUCGUCUUGUUUACCCAUGGAGACAGACUGGCCGACAGAUCCAUAGAGGAGCACAUUGAGCAGGAGGGCCUCCCUCUCCGCUGGCUCGUGGACAAGUGUGAGAAUAAGUAUCACGUCGUUAACAACCUGCAGAAGUCCGACGCCAGUCAGGUGUCGGAGCUUUUCGACAAGAUAGAGGAGAUGGCGGCAGCAAACGGGAACCGGCUCUUCUGCCCAGACAUACAUAGUGUGCAUUUGAAAAUCUCAGAGAAGCUGAACCGGAAGCAGCUGAAAGACGUGCUGAAGAAAAAACUGGAGAAGGAAUACAGGAGGAGAGAGCUGGAGCUGAUGACAGGGUUCAGGGACACCCUUGUCCAACUGCAAGAAGAGAUCAGGCAAAGUGGAGCUACAGUCGGUGACACAACCAAAAGCUUGGUCAAAAGCAGUGGUUUUAAGAAGAAAAACAGGAAGGAGAAGAAUGUAGACACGAAAAUCAGCCAAGAAAUUGAAGAGAUGGAGAAGAAAAUCAAGACAUGCAACACCUUUCUUCAGGGCAGCAUGGAGGCUUUGUUUCCUGACUUGAAAGGAGACAGUCCAGCGCCAUCCAUUGCCGAGUCUCGGACUGAUCAGAUGAGGUCAACCCGCCACUUUAACAAAGUUCUGGAUUGGCUGUCUCACCUUCAGAUCAACACCGGUGUGGAUAACCAGUUCACUCUCAACUUCUCUGAGGCUACCUCGGGGUACAAAUCUGCAUUUCCACCCGACUUUGGUCAAGAAUCAGUCCAGGGUGAAUGGUAGAAUUGAGGGAGACUACACUUUUCCACAUUUGUAUACAGGAAACAGUAAAAAAAAAAGGAAAAAAAGAAAUAAAAUUGAAGGGCGUCAACAUGAAAAAAAAAAUACACUGAACAUUACGUUCACUCUUUGGGAGUGGGAGUCAAGUUAGAUGACUGUAAAUAGAUUAUAGCAUUAUUUCUCUAUAGCGGAUGG
Molecule: messenger RNA, 2745 nt
Organism: Menidia menidia (Atlantic silverside)
Lineage: Eukaryota; Metazoa; Chordata; Actinopteri; Atheriniformes; Atherinopsidae
Source: the annotation of a GenBank genome assembly